UAAAUCAGAUUACUGCCUGUGAUGUUGCCUGAUUCUACCCUAGAUAUGGUCUGUGGGGAAGAUGCUGCUGACUAGAGAGCACCACCCUCUCUCUCUCUCUCUCUGCUGAGCUGAUGGCCUGCUCAGCACUGGCUGCUGGAAGUGUCAGUCAAACACACAUCACUAGCACAGACUUUUAUCAGUUCUACCGAGCUUUGCAGAUACAAGUUGUCAGUCUGUUGCUGAUUGCCAGGAGACGAUUGAAGCCAUGGAGGUGCGCACUGAUGGCAACUCCUUACUGAAAGCUGUGUACCUGAGCAGGUUGCGCCUCACCAGGCUGCUGCUGGAAGGUGGCGCUUACAUAAAUGAGAGCAACGAGCGAGGAGAGACACCCCUCAUGAUCGCUUGCAGGACCAAGCACACGGACCAUCAAAGUGUCAGCAAAGUGAAGAUGGUGAAAUAUCUUCUGGAGAAUCACGCAGACCCUAACAUCCAAGACAAAUCAGGAAGAACCGCCCUGAUGCACGCAUGCACAGAGCAGGCUGGAGCAGAGGUUGUGUCUUUGUUGUUAAAAAGCAACGCUGAUCCCAGCCUCGAGGAUCAUUCAGGCUGCUCCGCUUUGGUCUGUGCUGUGAACUCAGGUGACAAAGAAACCCUUAGGAUUCUGCUGGAUGCCUGCAAGGCAAGAGGAAAAGAGGUCAUUAUCAUCACAACAGCCAAAUCGCCCUCUGGUAGGCAAACCACUAAGCAAUACCUGAACGUUCCACCUCCUCCACAUAUUGAUGAUCGACACUCACCCAUUCCCUGCACCUCACCUUCAGACAUCGAGCUUAAGACAUCACCGCCUCACCUCAACAGCAAUGUGGCCGAAGAGAAGCGCGUAUUUAGCUUCAGGGAACCGGUUCAUCUCUUUAACAACCAAGGUUCCUCUGAACCGGCCUCUCCGACCAGAAAGUGCAACCAGACACAUUCUGGGGCCAAAUUCCCACAACUUCAAAGGCUGCACUCUGAGCCCUGGCUGAACAUCCCUCCUUCCCUGGUACCUCAGAACAAAAUAUCCUCAUUCCAGGAAGAAACACAGAACCUCACCCCAGAGGAAAGCCUAUCCCUUAAAAUCAAUGGAUUAAUUCUACCCAAGCGACUCUUCACUAGACAUCAAAGUAUUGAUGUAAAGGACACUGCGGGUUUAUUGAGAGCUUUGGAUCAAGCAUCGGCUUUGGCGGGCCCAAGGAAAUUGUCCUACGAUGAAAUGCACUCACAGUCUGCUCAGCCUGGAUCGCAACGCAAUAGCACGCUUCCUGUGGACCAGGACCCCGAUCACCUACAACUCAUCAACGCCUCAAGCUUGCGCAACAUUGUCCACAGGAGGAACUUGGGUAUUAAUCACUACAGCUCCGACUCGCAGCUUACCACGUGCUCCAUGUCCACGUCGCUCGACGAAACCAAAACCUUUCUAGAGAAGAAAAAGAUGAUCACUUCUCCGUUAGCUGCUUCAACUGGGUCUAGGGAUUCGCUGGACAAUCUCACAACCAUCAGGAAACAACCUGGUAUCCUAGAGAGACGAGGCUCAGGGACUCUCCUCUCAGAUCGUAUUUCACAAACCAGACCGGGAUACCUCCCACCUUUAAACAUCAAUCCCCACCCCCCAAUUCCUGAUAUCAGAGCCAUCAGCAAAGACCCCGGGCCCUUUCCCGGCGGUGGGAAACCUUUACUGCCAGCAGCACCAAAUAGCCAAAAGCGAACAGAUGUUAAGAGCAAGAAAAUGCUCCUACGGAGGCACUCGGUGCAGGCAGAACAAAUGAAACAGCUGGCAAAUUUUGAGGAAAUAUUUGGUCAGUGA
Callorhinchus milii (elephant shark) is the source of this 1819-nucleotide messenger RNA. RefSeq names its product ankyrin repeat domain 34Bb (gene ankrd34bb). Gene Ontology annotation, molecular function: protein binding. Lineage: Eukaryota; Metazoa; Chordata; Chondrichthyes; Chimaeriformes; Callorhinchidae. Bases 248 to 1819 code for a protein of 523 amino acids. The record is from RefSeq and is a predicted model, not a curated record. The transcript is spliced from 2 exons.